This is a messenger RNA of Prionailurus viverrinus (fishing cat), 2655 nucleotides long. RefSeq names its product transmembrane serine protease 2 (gene TMPRSS2). The annotation marks the transcript as partial. The record is from RefSeq and is a predicted model, not a curated record. The transcript is spliced from 6 exons. Gene Ontology annotation, biological process: protein autoprocessing. Gene Ontology annotation, molecular function: serine-type endopeptidase activity. NCBI's taxonomy places the organism in Eukaryota, Metazoa, Chordata, Mammalia, Carnivora, Felidae.
UUCCACCCUUUCUCUCCCUCCUCCCUUCCCCUCCUCCCUCCCUCGCCUUCCUCCUCCCUCUCCCUCCUCCUUCUCCCUCCUCCCUCCUUCCCACCCUCUUUUGCAACGUUCAGGAGUCUUGGGGCCCCCUGAGCGUUCAGUCUGUCCACGACUCCAGCAGGCCCAGGGCCUUUGCUCCCCAGGAUGGUUGCCUGGGUGCGCAGGGGACAGCGAGAGGGGUCGUCAAGUGUCAGCGGAAGUGCUGCUUCCUGGAGGGGGGGGGGGGCUGGGGGAGCGUCCCCUCCUCCCCUCAACUGGAAACAGACCAGGACGCAUUCUCUGUAGUUCAAACCCAAACGCGUGGGGUGCUCCCCCAGCCUGGCCGGACUUCGGGUGGAGGGGCCGGGCCCACCCUGCGGGGGCGGCGGGGCGGCCCCGCCCGCGCUCACCUGCCCCGCGCUGGUCGCCUUCAGAGUGCGGGGUCACCGCGAAGAUGGGCCGCCAGAGCCGCAUCGUGGGCGGGAGCAGCGCCUCCCCGGGGGACUGGCCGUGGCAGGCCAGUCUGCACGUCCAGGGCGUCCACGUCUGCGGAGGCUCCAUCAUCAGCCCCGAGUGGAUCGUGACGGCCGCGCACUGUGUGGAGGAACCACUGAACAACCCACGGCACUGGACGGCCUUCGUGGGAAUUUUGAGGCAAUCUUUCAUGUUCUACGGACACGGGUACCGAGUGGGAAAAGUGAUCUCCCACCCGAACUAUGAUUCCAAGACCAAGAACAAUGACAUCGCUCUUAUGAAGUUGCAGACGCCUCUGACUUUUGAUGACAAAGUGAAGCCGGUGUGCCUGCCCAACCCAGGCUUGAUGCUCGAGCCGGAACAGCCGUGUUGGAUUUCCGGGUGGGGGGCCACCCACGAGAAAGGGAAAACCUCGGACGAGCUGAACGCCGUCAUGGUGCCCCUCAUCGAGCCCUGGCGUUGCAACAGCAAGUACGUCUACAACAACCUGGUCACGCCGGCCAUGAUCUGCGCGGGCUACCUGCAGGGGACCAUCGACUCCUGCCAGGGUGACAGUGGAGGCCCCCUGGUCACUAUGAAGAGUCACGUCUGGUGGCUGAUUGGGGACACGAGCUGGGGAUCAGGCUGUGCCAAAGCCAACAGACCAGGCGUGUAUGGAAAUGUGACCGUAUUUACGGACUGGAUUUAUCGACAAAUGAGGGCAAACGGCUAAUCCGCGUGGCCUUUGUCCUCGACACCGUUCCACAAGAAAAUGAAGGGGCUGAUUUUUAACUCCCCGUGCGUGAUGUGCUGUAUUUUUAGAAACGAUUCGAAGGUCCUUUCGUUGUUAUUAAAUAGUGUAUUUGUCUGUCUUCGGCACUCUCCAUAGUUCUGUGCAGGCCACAGGCCCACGCUCCUGGACGCCUGGUCUGCAAGGCGUGACCAGGCCCAGCGGGGUGUGGGCACCCAGGGCCACCGCAGGGCAGAGGGAUAGAGGCCGCCCGGUGGGGUCUUCCUUCUAAGCCCACUCGGGGGGCCGAUGCACCUUUUGGAUGCGCCUGGGGCUGGUGACUUCUCAGCUGCUGGUCGGCUUGGGACAGAAAGGGAAGAAAGCCAGGUGGGACUUUCAGGGUCAGCCUGCUGGGGCCACUGCUAGGGAGGGCCAGUCUCCCCGCGCCCCCCGGGGGUUUUCGCUGAUCAUUUUUUAGUGCCUUCUUAGCAGCCCUGGAUGGUGGCUGAAGAUAAAGGGACCAGCCCUUCACGGGUCAAGAUGGAAAGGCAGCAAGAACCUUCUCUCCCGCUCAACAGGGUGAGAGUGUAGACAGACCCCUCGGGGCAAGGGAAGUCCUUGCAAACGCAGACGCCACUGUAUGUGGGGCUGGGCGCCCCCGGGGAGAGCCAGCCCCACUCCCUCACCCUCUUCCCUUCAGAUUGUGGGGUGCGGCGGAGUGGGGUGCUGUGCUGACCCUCUUGGGGCCUGCUGAUUACGUGGAAAUUGAGGUCACCCCCUGGGGGCGGGGGCGGGAAUCAGGGAUGUGUGAUUAAAGAUACACUGUUUCCAUGUAAAGUUCCUAAGUGUUACUACCUCAGUGCUCCGGGAGUCUUGGCUGUGAUGUCUCUAAGUAGUUGCCACAUUGGCUCUUUGACAUUCUUGGCCUUGCCAAGUGGGCCGCGCGGGGGACUUGAGGCGCUUUCCAAAGUGUUCUGUGCCGGGGGUGUGGCUUGUGCUGGCCCAGAGAGGAGAACCUGCGGCCCCUUCCAGCCCCUCAGGCUUCCCCGGGAGGGAAGGGCUGGGGUUGAAUUGCCAAGUGUGGAGCCUAAUUGCCUCUGCGCUGAGUCCUGCUUUGGGGGGGGGGGGGGGGGGGGACUCAAGCGCACUGGUUUCCAAGAAGGAAAUGAACGAUCCCACCGCCUAGGGCUUAGCCCCGGAGGGCUAGGGCUUAACCUUGAAGCGGGAGGCGGUGGCGGCCCCACUCCCCGGAUGGAUGCUUCCGUUCCGCGUGACCCGCCACACCGCGAGGUGCCCGCUCCCCGAGCCGGAUGCAUUGUCGUGGCGAGAACGUGUUGCGUCCCUGGCUUCUUUUUAUGUGACGCCUGUUUGUCCUCUGUUUUGUACCUUUUUUAAACUGUAAAAUUCAAUUGUGAGAUACUGUACAAAUAAAUUAUACAUUUGUUUUCCAAGUA